CCUACACCAGCACUAGCAGACUAGUCUAGUUAGUAUUUCAUUGAGAUAGAGAAAUUUUGCUCCCCACCCAAAAAAUUCCAAAAUCAAAGCCCUCGAAAUUUAUCAUCAAGAUUGGAUUUUUUCUCCUUUCUUUCACAAAUCGGGAGGUUUGAGAUUAGAAAAUGGAGAUCUAGUCUACUUCGGUUCAAACUGUCCUCAAAGAUCAGCUCAAUUUUUGGAGGAAGGGAUCAUUUGUCUCCACCCCAAGAUAAAACCUGGAUUAGUUCUUUCUCCGCAACAUGGGUUGUUUCACAGUUCUGAAGAGCAAAAAGAAAAAGAUGGAGCAGAUCAAUUACUCCAUCAAAUCCAUCCAUUCUCAGGAACAUUCACCUACGACUUUGCCUGAACCGCAAAAGCAUACGAGGUCAUUGCAAUCUGCACCUCCAAGUUUCAGAACUAGAGUAAAACCUGUCCAAUCCAAUACCAAGCAAACCAACAGUAGGAUGCGAGCUUUAUCUGCCCCUUCAAGCCUUGUUGUGGCUGAAGAUACCCUGAUAUCAAAUGAAUGUGAAGAAGUAGAUGAAUCCAAGAGUCGCGUUGGAUCUAAGAAAGAAUACCAGCCAGCAAGUCCUCAACCUCUUCCUCUUCCGUCACCUCAGAUUGCUGUAGCUUUGAAAACUAUGGCAAGCUUUAAAGGGGGAAAUGCCAGUGGUCCUCUAAAUGCCUCUGGACCCUUGCCUUUGCCCCCAACUCCACCUCCAACAAUGUCCCCUUCAGGACCCCUAAGAAAUUUUUCGUACAAAGAAUUAGCUGUUGCUUGCCAUAAUUUCUCUCCUGAGUUAUGCAUGUCAGAAGGGCUUUCUUCAGUGAUCUACAGAGCCUCUUUUGGGGAAGAGGCUACUGCCUCCAAAAAGCUUGAAGCCACAAUCACCCGCCUUCACCCCUCUAAUCAGGGCUUAAAGGAAUUUGUCAAUGAGGUGAAUACUCUUACCUCUUUGCAACACCCCUAUCUUUGUAAGCUGCUUGGUUAUCAUGCGCGUGAAGGAUCAGAACACAGGAUGUUGGUUUAUGAAAGACUUUUCCAUGGAAGCUUGGACCGGCUUUUACAUGGGAGAUCAGAUGGUCCUCCGAUUGACUGGAAUGCCAGGAUGAAAGUUGCUUUAUGUGCUGCACAAGGUCUCACAUUCUUGCAUGAAGAAGGGCCUUUCCAGGCUAUGUUCCAUGAAUUUUCAACUGCCAAUGUACAGAUUGACAAGGAUUUUAGUGCAAAGUUGUCAGGAUAUGGGUGCAUUAGCCACAUCCCUGAGACAGACAUCUCAAGUAGUAAUUCAGCACUGGCAAAUCUUUCACUGGAGACACUAGAGAGGGGGCUGCUGACUCCUAAGAGCAACGUUUGGAGUUUUGGGAUUUUGCUGCUUGAAUUGCUUACAGGAAGAAAAAACCUCGACAGUCGUCGUCCAAAGGAGGAAAGAAACUUAGUAAAAUGGAGUAGGCCUUUCCUAGCUGAUGAUUGCAGACUCUCACUGAUCAUGGACCCUCAUCUCAAAGGUCGGUUCCCAUCCAAAGCUGUAAGGACUGUGGCUGAUAUUGCUCAAAAAUGUCUUCAGAAGGAUCCAUCUGUGAGGCCCACCAUGAGGAUUGUUGUGGAGCAUCUCAAGACUAUUCAAGAUAUGAAACAUACUUCUAGGUUUCCAUUGCAAGAGCCUGGGGCAGUUAGUGGAAAACACAUAUCUAGAUCACCUAGCCUUAAUGGAAUCGUUAUGCCGGUGCCCAGGUCAACUUCUUAUCCAUCUCCCCCAGCAACCAGGCCAUCAAUUUCGCUGACUACGCCAAUUGUGUUGCCUUCAUCUCUUCUUCCGCGAACUUGUUCCUCCGCUCUCUCCUUGGAUGAAGUUGAUCAGCAGGAACGCCAGAAGUCAUCAUCCUCAACUGUUCCAAGGUCCAGCGUGGAAGGAUUUUGAAUGUUAAUAGAGAGCAUUUUUUUUUUUCAUUUUUUAGGUAUAUGAGUAGUAGUUUACAAGAUAUAUAGAAGAUAAAAGAUGUGUCUGCUCUUCUUCCCGUUCCUCCAGAACAUGAGGUGGGGGGAUGAUUUUUUGUAGAUAAAAAAAUGUCUUGUUAUAAUGGCAUUCUCUUCCUUUGCGGUA
Molecule: messenger RNA, 2123 nt
Organism: Coffea eugenioides
Lineage: Eukaryota; Viridiplantae; Streptophyta; Magnoliopsida; Gentianales; Rubiaceae
Product: probable serine/threonine-protein kinase PBL11
Exons: 5
Coding region: 279-1940 (553 amino acids)
Biological process (GO): protein phosphorylation
Molecular function (GO): ATP binding; protein kinase activity
Source: RefSeq, a predicted model, not a curated record